Messenger RNA from Aricia agestis (brown argus), 1642 nucleotides. RefSeq names its product serine/threonine-protein phosphatase 4 regulatory subunit 2 (gene PPP4R2r). The record is from RefSeq and is a predicted model, not a curated record. The transcript has a single exon. Gene Ontology annotation, molecular function: protein phosphatase regulator activity. Bases 46 to 1443 code for a protein of 465 amino acids. Gene Ontology annotation, biological process: protein dephosphorylation. Gene Ontology annotation, cellular component: cytoplasm; nucleus; protein phosphatase 4 complex. NCBI's taxonomy places the organism in Eukaryota, Metazoa, Arthropoda, Insecta, Lepidoptera, Lycaenidae.
UAAUAGGUACAUAAGUAUAAAGUAACCUGAAAUAUAAGUGUUAAAAUGGAAAAUACGGAAGAAAUAUUUCAUUUUCUCGAAGAAUUUUCAAAACGUAAAACUAAAACUAUACCUCAAGAACUGAACGACUACUUAGCGUACGUAGCGCGUACCGGUGAUCCUGUGUACCAGUGGUCCCUAGUGAAAUGUUUAUUCAAAGAAAAACUGCUUAAUGUUAUAACAGACUUCUAUGAAACAACACCUGGCAUUGAAAUUCCGCCGUAUCCAAACGUCGAUCCCUUCAAUUACGACAUUAUGAAAAAUAGUUUAAUAGAGCGUCUCGAUUCCUUUACCUCCGCACCGUUUACCGUUCAGCGUAUUUGUGAACUAUUAACUUAUCCUAGGAAACAAUAUAAUCGAAUCGAUAAGUUUAUGCGUGCAGUAGAAAAAAAUAUUCUAGUUGUGAGCACAAGGGAGCCCGGACCACAGCGGCAUAUCGAAACUGAGAACGGGGAGUCCAUAGAGCCAGCUGUCAACGGUUCAGAUAAUAAUUCAGAGUACAAUGUAGAUGUUGAAAUGGAGGAUAUGUCAUGGAAAGAAAACAAUGACACACAACACAACUCGGAACCGCAGCCCAGCUCCUCUGAUGCUCAUAUUUCAGUUGAUGACAUAGAAACUCAUGUACCUAAACAAGAAGCCCCCAAUGACACACCAGAAAAAGCUGCAACACAAUCAGAAAGUCAAACCACUAUCGAAUCAAACAUGGAAAUCACACCAAAAGAGAAGGAAAAUACUGAGACAUCAGAAACAAUAACGGAGCCAACUACUGUACCUACUGAUACAAAAACUGUUGAAGAUACUCAACCAAGUACAGAUCCGGAUACAGAUAUGACAGUUGAAGAGUCUAAACCAGCACUUACGAUUCCAGACAUCAAAGUGGAUGAUGCAGAAAUGACCGAACAGAGGCUUAUUGAAGAAAACAAAGAAAACGAAAAUGCUGAAGAGAUUAAAAAGACUGACAAUUUAGAAACAAAUACCCAACCUAUUUCUAGCGAUGAAAGCAGUUCAGAUUCAAAUUUCAAAGAAGAAAAUGAAGUAAAACAUAUUUCUGAAGUGUCUACGUCUAGUGAGGAGAGCUCCUCAUCGAGUGACAAUAAUGAAAGCAGCAGUAACUCACCUAAAGCUGAAAUAAUUCCAAAUGCAGAAGAAAUAACUGAAUGUGAAAAGAAAGAAGAACCACUGCCAGAGAAUGAGAAGGAACCGAUCAAAGAAGUUGAACCCGAAACUGUUCCAGCAAAAAUAGAAUCAGACAACUACUCAAUUUCUGAUGUCAAUUCUGAAUUAGCUCCAAUUAAGAAGGAUGAGCCUAAACAGAAUGAUUCAUCUAUGGAAAGUACUGUAGACGACAGUGAUAAGAAGGAAGAAAAAGAAGAUGCUGCUAAAAGUGAGGCAACAGAGGCAUAAGAGUUAAGACCUUAUGAUAACACAAUUGAGGGUAUGCUACAGACAAGACUUCAUUGCCAUUUACCUUAAAUAAUAAUUAUUGUUAUACAGCAAUCUUCUUUUUCAAAGUUAUGAGUAGUAUGGAGAUAUGCUGUGAAACUGAAGAAUUACAAAGCCAAACUGCCAUUCCAUCAUAGCUGGGCACCGUUAAUCAAAUAGU